Molecule: messenger RNA, 1611 nt
Organism: Linum tenue
Lineage: Eukaryota; Viridiplantae; Streptophyta; Magnoliopsida; Malpighiales; Linaceae
Source: the annotation of a GenBank genome assembly
GCUUUGUUUUGGGAAGAACUGAGGAUUGGGCCUCUCGUCCAUGAAGGAAAACUUUUUUAGUGGACUACAGGCCCAAAGCAUACUAAAGGUUCUCAGUUAAUUUGGGCUCACUAUAGCCCAGAAACAAGCCCACAAUGCUUACGUCCUUUCAAUCCUCCCGUUCUUCUCCCACUGCUCCCGAUUGCCGGAAAAGCAAACAGCGGCACUGGAUAGAUAGGUACACACACUGACACACAGAGAGCGCGAGAGAGGCUGAAAGGAGGAAGGAGAUGAGUAGCUGCAAUGUUUUCGCACCCAGUUGCCACCUUCAGGUUUUUUUGGCAAACGAUUCCUGCCAUGCCCUCUACAAUCUCAAAGCUCCUCCCUUUAUGCUUCCUUCACCGGCUAAGAAGCAGUCGUCGCCAUUUGAUAGGCGCCGGAGAGCUUCCAAAGCGGUGGCUUAUUUUGGCUUGAAGCCUCCUCCUUAUCAACUUGAUGCGUUAGAGCCACACAUGAGUAAGAAGACGGUGGAGUUGCACUGGGGAGGUCAUCAUCGUGGUUAUCUGGAGAACUUGAACAAAGCUUUGGCGAAAGACGAUGUUCUGUACAGCUACACCAUGGAUGAACUCAUCACAGUUACCUAUAACCGAGGCAACCCUCUACCUAUUUUCAACAAUGCUGCUCAGGUCUGGAAUCACGACUUCUUUUGGGAAUCCAUGCAACCAGGAGGCGGCGGGAUACCUGAACUUGGUUUGCUCGAUCAGAUCGAAAAGGAUUUCGGGUCCUUCACAAAUUUCAGAGAGAAGUUUGUGGAAGCAGCCUUGACAUCUUUUGGUUCUGGCUGGGUUUGGCUUGUCUUGAAGAGAGAAGAAAAACAUCUUGCUAUAGUGAAGACAUCAAAUGCUUUCACUCCACUUAUUUGGGAUGACAUUCCUAUAAUCAAUCUAGAUGUGUGGGAGCAUGCUUACUAUUUGGAUUACAAGAACGAGAGAGCAAAGUACGUGAACGCCUUCAUGGACCACCUCGUAUCCUGGAAUACAGCAAUGGGAAGGUUGGCUAGGGCAGAGGCCUUUGUGAAUUUGGGGGAACCUAAUAUCCCGGUUGCAUAGAAGGUGGAACAGUCGGGCACCAGAAAGUCCGCGGUGGAGUGCAGGCAUCCUGACCUAGCCCUUCCAAAUGAGAGAUUCCGUACCCAAUAAUGGAAGACCAUUUGGAGACAAAGGAGCCAAUCUUUGUUGCGUCGUGCUGAACGAAUCACUGUGGUGGUUUAGAGUGAGGCUCGGCACAAGUUACAUGUUGAAAGAGAGAAGGCAACGAUAGGAAAAGAGAGAUGAAGGGCUUAUGGAGCCAUAAACUGAGGGCCCUUGGGUAGGAGCUAACUAACUAGGAAGGUAGAAACUAGAGCAGCUGAAGCAACUCACCUCCAACAUUUUCCAUCCCAAUUUUGAAAGAGUUUGUUUGCUUGGUUCCCCAGUUUUGGAGUUUAUAUAGCCUUUGCUAGAACAAACACUAGUGUGUGUUAGUGAAUUCUGUCCUCGAAACCCUGCGUCGAAUGGAUGUUUCCUUCUGUCUUCAUGAGACUCAUAUGCUCUGCUUGAUUAAUGUUAUCAUGCUUCUUUUUGCCUCUGUUGC